GAUGGUGGCAGACAGCUGAAGAUCUGCAGGAUGGCACAGCGACCCGGUGCAGGAGUUCUGAAUGACCAGUCGAUGGAACACGUCCAGGUGAUCGAGGCUGAGAAUCUGGCCGUGCUUACCGGGAAGAACGUCCUGAUUGUGGAGGCCAUAGUGGGCACUGGGAGGACCCUGAGGAUGCUACUCUCCCACGUCCAGGCUUUCAAACCCAAACUUAUCAAAGUGGUAGGCUUGCUGGUGAAGCGAGUCCCUAAUCAAGCCGUCUGUCUCCCAGACUACGUUGGCUUUGAGAUCCCUAAUCAAUUUGUGGUGGGCUACGCCCUGGACUACAACGAAUAUUUCAGAGAUCUAAACCACAUCUGUGUGAUCAGUGAGGAGGGGAAACAAAAAUACAAGGUUUGAAGCGUCCGGUGCCUCACAGACCCACGGACGUCUGUUACAGACUCUUGGAAUUUUGAAGUGGUUCGUAUCUUCAUGGUUUACGCUCACGGUGCAGAACCUCAACACCUAACCAGACUGCUAACACCGCACCCGUCUGUCCGGACACUCGGCGGCUCCAAAGAAGGAUGAUUAUUGUUUAUAGAACAACUGCAUAUUAAAAAUAUGUUAAGUUA
Trichomycterus rosablanca is the source of this 611-nucleotide messenger RNA. RefSeq names its product phosphoribosyl transferase domain containing 1b (gene prtfdc1b). Bases 31 to 399 code for a protein of 122 amino acids. Gene Ontology annotation, molecular function: hypoxanthine phosphoribosyltransferase activity; magnesium ion binding. The transcript has 7 exons. NCBI's taxonomy places the organism in Eukaryota, Metazoa, Chordata, Actinopteri, Siluriformes, Trichomycteridae. Gene Ontology annotation, cellular component: cytosol. Gene Ontology annotation, biological process: GMP salvage; IMP salvage; guanine salvage. The record is from RefSeq and is a predicted model, not a curated record.